UUAAAGCUCGUUUGAAUUCUUAAAAUUUAAUUUUUUUUUUGGAAAAAAAAGAGUGAAAGGCUACUGUACUCGUCAAGGUGACAGUAUUGCUAGACAUUGCAAGAUCUAAGGACUUUCUUAGAAUCAGUGUAAUUUAUUGACAAAAUGAAUGACGAAAUAAUCGACGAAAAAUAACCUUGUAGCUCGUAUAAGUGGUAAAAUUGUCUCUCGCAAUUUGAGAUAGCCAGGCAAUCGGUGUAUAGUUUCUGUUUUAUAUACUUAAAGGAAUGUCGAUUUUUGAUCCUUUACUUAAAGACCGUUCGUCCAUCUGUCCAUUGACGUUGCCAAACAAAUACAAACGUACAACACGUGACGAACGACGUUUGAGGUUAAAUUACUCAAAACGUUUCUGAUCGGUCAAGUUGAGACACGGGGAAGACGUUUUGUUAAUGCAAAUUUAGUAUUGUUGACGAUAUCACCGUUUUAUUUAGUGGUGUCGUGGAAAAAUUGCAUGUGAACAUAUUUAGUGAUUUGCCGUUGUCACACGUUCGCGAUUAUCGGGAGACAGCUACAGCUGAUUCACUGUCAAAUUAUAAUGUGGUUUUUAAUUAAAUUGGGAUAAAAGGACAAUUAGCUGGUUGGAACUUCAAUCAACGAUGCUGUUCGAAGGGAAAAGCAUUUCUGGAGUAUCGUGGAGAAUACUCUUCGUAUUAACAGCGGUUCAUAUCUUCGCUGGCUGAAGAGAGCGAAAACAAUAAAAGAAGAAUUAUUCAUCUUCAAGUGCCUCAGUAAAUAAAUAGACAUUACUACAAAACAACCCAGUGCGAUAUUAUUGUGAUAUUUAGUAAUACAUAUUUAGAUAGUUAAUUUUUUUUUUUAAAAUAAUGUGCCCGUUUUUCCAAAACGUUAUGGCUCUAGGAUCGAAAUUGUUUCCACUGUGUUAUGUUUUGCUAGCCUUCACGUCGUUAUGUUUAAGCGAAAAUCGUCCUCCUUGUAGCAGCCUUAUUUACUGCCACGGGCCAUUACUUCAUACUAUACAAAUGGCCAAAAUUUACGAAGAUUCAAAGACAUUCGUCGAUAUGAAAUUGAAACGUCCAGCUAACGAAACGUUAGAAAUAUUCGAACAGUUUAUGAUAAAACAUAACAACACCCCAACAAAUAAUGACGUAAAACAAUUCCUGAGCCAUAACUUCGAGCCUGCAGGUCAGGAAUUCGAAGAUUGGGUACCAAACGAUUGGGUCGAAUACCCAAAGUAUUUAGAUAAGAUUCAAGAUCCACUGUUACGUGAAUGGGGUGUAUCAUUGAAUCUCAUCUGGAAAGAAUUAGGAAGAAAGAUGAAAGAGGAAGUUAAGCAAAACCAAGAUUUGUACAGCAUUGUUUGGGUUCCUCAUCCUGUAAUCGUGCCUGGUGGACGGUUCAGGGAGUUCUAUUACUGGGAUUCUUACUGGAUAGUGCAAGGACUUCUUUUGUCCGAAAUGUACGAGACAGUAAGAGGAAAAUUGGAAAAUUUCUUGUAUAUUGUAGACACGUACGGUCAUAUACCGAACGGUGGACGAAUAUAUUACAUGGAAAGAUCUCAGCCGCCCUUGAUGAUUCCAAUGAUUAAAAAUUAUUUCGAUUUUACUAAUGAUAUUAAAUUUAUCGCUGACAACAUGCGUAUAAUGGAAAAGGAAUUAGACUAUUGGCUAACUAAACACACAAAAACGAUUUUACACGACGGCAAAAACUAUACGUUAGCUGUGUACGGUGAUUUUUCAAAGGGCCCGCGCCCCGAGUCCUAUUCGGAAGAUAUUGAUAGCGCAGCUAUUUUUAAAGAUCAAGAUAUGAAAGAAUUUCAUUAUUCUGAAUUAAAAGCUGGCGCCGAAUCGGGUUGGGACUUUUCUAGUCGGUGGUUCAUUACAAACGCUACAAACAAAGGAAACUUAACAAAUCUAAACACUAGGUCAAUCGUCCCAGUUGAUUUAAACGCAAUGAUAUAUUGGAACGCGGUUUUAUUAGCGGAAUUUCAUGAAAUUCUGGGUAACAAGGAUAAAGCUAGUAAUUACACUGACAUUGCCGAAGAAUGGUUAGAGGCUGUUACGGCAGUGCUUUGGCACGAAGAGGUCGGCUCUUGGUUGGAUUACGAUCUUAUAAAUUCCAUAAAAAGAGACUACUUUUACCCGACCAACAUUUCUCCUUUAUGGACAGGCUGUUACAAGAAGGAAGAGAAAGAAAAAAUAGUUCGACUUGUCCUGAAAUAUUUGCAGACAGUGAAUGUGAUGUACCCUGGCGGUAUACCAACUACAAAAGAGCAUACUGGCGAACAGUGGGAUUUCCCGAAUGCGUGGCCACCUCUACAACACAUUAUGAUAGUUGGAUUAAAUAGUACCGGCGAUGAAGCAGCACAACGUCUAGCUUUCGAAAUUGCCGAAAAAUGGACAAGAUCGAAUUAUAAAUCUUUCAAUGAAACAGCCACCAUGUACGAAAAGUAUGACGCAACGGUGUCAGGAGGUCAUGGAGGUGGUGGAGAAUACGAAGUGCAGUUUGGUUUCGGAUGGACUAAUGGCGUAAUCAUGGACCUGCUGGACAGGUAUGGCGAUGUUUUUAGAGUGGAAGAUGCCCCCCCAGAAGAGUAUCAAGCAAUCGUUCAAGGUGCUGCCAUCAAUGCACCUUCCACUUAUGGUCAAGUGGCUACCGCGUUAUUAGCUUUAAUUGUCUCAUUAACAGCAGGAUACAUUGGGUGAGGAAACAGCUUCUGUACAUCUAGUUUGACUUUUUAAAGUCGCAACAUGCGACUCGAAUGUGUGAUAAUAAAACUGUAAAGUAGCUGUGUUAACAUGCAAUUGUUUUACUCUUUUUUUAUAAGAACAUAUUUUAUUUUGAGUGGCAAAACGGCAAUAAUUUGUUGUACGGACCUGUCUCGGUUUAAUUUUGAAUAACUACGGUUACCGUAACGCUUUAUUUUAAUAUUGAAAGUAUUAUUUUAGUUCCUUAAACAACUAACUUGUAGUUCUUAAUGUAUGUAAUUUUUGUAUCGACUAACAAUGAGGUUGCAUCAAACUUAAUUUAUUUAACGCUUUUGUUUGUUUUUUUUUUUGCUUAAUGCGAAGAAAUUUACAUGGGGUUGCUUUAGUAACAUGCAACAUGAUAGCGGUUUCCGUAAGGAACCGGGGGACGAGAGAUGGAGUAAGAAUAGCUCCCUCCCGAAGGUGCGGAGACCGAAUAAAAAAAUAAGAAAAAAAUCAAUUGUUGAGGUUAAUCCAUAAAAUUUUCCUUUUUUCGAAACAUAAUUAGUAUAGGGGUGAAGAGGGGGGAGUUCCCCCCCAUAAGCUUACUUACAUAACACAUACGUAAUAAAACAGGGAGGGGCCAGCAUUUAUUCUCAUCCCUGCCAUAUCAUCAUGCCGCAGGGCAAUUAGUCAUGUAUUAAAAAUAGCAACAUUUUAUGGAAUAACGUUAAAAUUGAUUUUUCUCUUUUUCUAUUUUCGCACAACACCUACCCCAUCGGGGGAGGCUUUUCCUACUCCCCUCUCACGUCAAACUCCUCUGGUAUCCGCUAUCAUGCCGUAGAUUACGAAAUCCAACCCAUUUAUGUUUUAAUAGCAAGUUUUCAAAACAAUAGCAGUAUCGUUUAUGUUGUUAUAUGAACAUUUUUCAAUACGACACCUAAUGGUAUUAUAUUCUCGAUAUUUAUAAAACCGAGCAAAUAGUGAAAUAUUUCAGUGAAAAUGCCAAAGAAAAAUUUCUAACUAUUUUAAGAGUAAUGCUUUUUCUAUUAUCCUUACGAUUAGCAGAUUUUUAUUUGUUUAAUUAGUAAAUGUGUGUUCUUUAUGUAACAAAAAUCCUUUCAGCAAACAUCCGAUGAACUAAUGUUACCUUUGAUGUCUCCUUUUUAAUCAAAAACAUCGUUUUAUUUAUUAUUGUUACUAACUGUCGAUAUUUUAUAGUAUUAAUAAAACAUCUGUUUAGUAUGCAGGGUAUAUACGAAAAUCCGUGCUCAGAGUGGUGAUUUUCGAAUUAAAAUAACUGAACUAGAAUUUAAAUAUCGUAAGUUUGGAGUUUUUAAAAUUUUUUUCUCGGUGUAUAGCUAUUCCGAACAUCCUGUAUAACGAGUUGCGUUUGAUGCAUCCCUCUGGGAACGUGCGCAGCGCGUGCGUGGUAAAUGUUGGAUAUAGAGCUUUAUUAUAUAUAUAUUUAAUUUAUUCGAAUAUAUUUUUUAAAUCCAAGCCACUUUUGCUGGCAAAAUUUAGUGGCAAUAAAAACAAAGGUACCUGAAUAGUGCGUUGCAUGCGUUUAUUUUACAACCUUUUUGUCAUUAGAUAUACGUUGAGAUUAAAGAAAUAAAAGAUAAUACCUAAUAACAUAAGAUAAGUCCUGAAUCCUAAUCCUCAAACAAAUACUACGACAUAUACGAUAUAUAAUAUAUUCAUACAUAUUACAACAUGUGUAUUAAUUAAUUUAGCUCAAACUCACACACAUACAUAAAUAUAAUAGCUUCUCCGUAUAAAAAACUGACUUACUGCUUUCACAAUCGUCAAAAAAUUACUUCCGCAAAAUAAUACAAAAUGCUUUGUUAUAUGGUCUGUUUGUAAAACGGAAUGUACAGUAUUGGACGACAAAAGUAUACUAUAAAUACUGAAACGAAAGCUAUACAAAUAAAAUGUACACGUAACUAGUAAAAUUUUGAGAUUUUAUGUUUCAAAAUAUAAUAUUCCUAGUAUCGGCUUCAGUUUUUGAUUUAUUUACCAUAGUAAUGCCAUAUACCGUCCCCGUAUACGAAUUUUACCGGUGGCCUACUUUUUUUUUAAAUUCUUACCAAUUAUUUCCGGUUUUUGAUCACUUUCGAUUUCAAUUAUUGUGGUUGUUUAUUAAUUCUCUAAUAUUUACUGUCUAGUACCAAAUCGCGGAAUGUAUGUGACGGUGAAAAUGUACCUUUCUCUCGUUCUAAUGACAAGUAGAAAGUUUGGAAGACAUUCAACUUGUAUUGUUUCAAAUAACCGAAACAUUUGUUUGUUAUGCAGUUUUUAAUCAUCCAUUGGCAGUGGUUUCUAAAGAAUUAACACUGAAAUAAAUCUCCGACUUCGUUAAAAUUUUAGUAUGUUGUGCAGUUACUUAUAUUUACAUAGUAUUCGAGCUUCAAAAAAAAAGGCAGUAGAAAAACAAACCAACCCCGGUCUGUAUAACUUCGUUCGUGCUGUCUUUUCCUACCAUAACCUUGGUAUAUAAAACAAUCAAAUAAAAUCAUUCAAGUUUGAUUAGGGCAGGAGUAUAAGAUUGCAGUAGGAAAAGACAACAUGAGCGAAGUGAGUCUUUACACAAUUGUAGGAGUACAGUUUUUUUUAUCAAAUUAAACUAGAUUGGUUUAAGUUUCUCUUCUGGGGCUUCUUUUUUUCGAAGCCCGAAAACUAUGUGAAAAACUGAUCUAAACUAAAACUAUUUACAUCUAAUCUUGUAAAGUAAACUGCAACGUAUUAAAAUUUCAACGAAAUGAGAAAUGAGUCCAUUUAUCGGGGACCUUUACCUCGGCAUUUAUUACGAGACAUCACAAUAUAAUAUGUAUUUCGAAUAGAUGAACAAAUAAGUUAUUAUUUUCAACUACCCAUUGAUUGUAGCCACCAUUUCACAUUAUUGUAUUAAUUUAAAUCAUGUUUAUCGAAAAGAGGAAAUUCGAAGAAAAAAAACGGAAUACAAAAUUGGUUUUUAAUCUGUGGGGUACCCUAAAUUUUUUUUUAUAUAGAAUACUGUAGAUCUACAAUAUGAGUAACUUGACCCGACUAGAACACGGAUAGAUCAAUAAGAUAACUUCGUUAACACUACUGAUACAUAUAUAUGUGUAUAAUUGACGCAAUUACGUAAUGAUAUAAUUAGUGUGUAUGCAUUUUAAGCAACCCAAGUUAUACUAAAUGAAAAGCCACCUUGUGACCUUGGCUAACACAAUAGACACAUAACAAUCGUACUCCGAACCCUUCAUGGUUGAACUGACGUGAAUGGCAGUAAAAAUAAGUCAUACACAUACCUUUGUACUUACGUAUUAUUAAUUGUACAGUACUCGCAAACAUUGUCUAUUUUUCGGCGGUUAAUACCUUUGUUUAGUUAAACUACAUCUACUACGAACAAAUACGGUCAUUUUUUACAAAUUCAAUUGAAAUAAAAAUUUAAUGGUUACCACAUGUCAAAAUGUAUGCAACCAACUGUGUAGACGUUUAGACCCAUCCACUUUUUUCCAAUUGUUUAUUUCCAACUGGAAUGUGUCAAAAUUAAUGAUUAAACAAUAACUUCCGGAGUAUCUAAAGUAGGCUGGCUAAGCAACGUUCUCAUUUUUUAUUUAAACAUUUUAUAAGUCGUCAGUUAACUCCAGAAUGUUGUACUGUCUGCUAUCUUCCUACAUUUUUUAUUGCUUUUUUAACAAUCAUUAAUCGAAAACUGGAAUUUUUAACCGUUUUGUCCACGAUUAACUGAGCGAUAUACAUAAAAUUAUUUUAAUAUAGGUAGUAUAGAUUAUUUCUAUAAUGCGUACUACCUGGUAGAUAAGAACCACUAGCAUUUUACAUUUAUUGUACACAAACAGUACAUACGAAAAGUGCGAAGAAUUUAAUAUGUAAUGUCUUAACGAAUGAACAAUUAGGGAACCUACGCAGCUAUUAACAAAUUAAACUCGAUCUAAUUAGAUUUACCGUGCUAUUAUACCGUUAUGAAUGUACUUCUAUUGGUUCGUAGGAGUUACUUUUAAUUGGACGACCAAUCGGAAAGGUAUGUUGCCGGUAAUUUGUUAUGUGUUUCACGAAAAGAAAAAUGUAAAAACGGACAAACGUAACCUCACCUCUGAUACUUAUUCCGUUUUAGAAGGUCUUUACAACUUAUUAUUUGCCAGACAGCCCGUCAAGGGCAGAUUAAAACUGUUUUAGAAGAUUUUUCGUCGUUGCCAAAUGCCACUCGCCAAACUAACAGGUUAACAGCCACAGCAACCAAGCACCUACAAUUUUUAUUAAACUAAUUGUAUACGGUACAGUAAUUUCGCAAAAAACGACUCAUUUAAUAAUUUUGAACUGACCGAAUUAAAUUUCCUAUUUUACCAUCAGAACAUACGCUUCUGUAAGCUACUGUACUUUUUGAGAAAAUAUCUACUGUAUAGGUAACAGGUUGAAACGUAGAAUUUAGUUGCGUAAUUUUUUAUUAUUAUUAAAAGAAACUCAUAUCAAAGCUUAAAUUUCAUGCAUGUAUCUUUUUUUACAUAAAUUUAAUGUUUCUAGUUUAAAGGGCCUUUUUUGUUUGUUUUAUGAGACAAAAGUAUAUAUUUAUGUGGUAAUUUUGGUCUGAUUGUGGUAAACAAUAAUUGCUUUACAGCAAUAUAUUAUAUUGGUUAAAAGGUGUAUGGUAUUAUAAGCGUAAAGAAAAAAAUUCGAUUGUUUACUGUAUUUUACGUAUUUAUACGAGAACAUUAGUCAAAUUCAUUCUCAAUCGCGUUGUAAAAUGUAUUACGUCAUUUUUAAAUUAGAAAGGAAACUCAAAAAUUGGUUUGGGGUUAGUUAUUACCUAUAAUUAUGUUAAUUGCGUUUCAUUUUCAUGCCACGUUUUACCAGUUUAUCACACUUUUGUAGAAGUUUUGUUUAGUUUUGCAAUUUUAUUAUUAUAAUGGUUUAAUGCGGCAUCUUCUAUUAUUAUUUCAAUCAAAAAAUAUGAUUACUCAUAAUUCACUGUCUUUUGCCAACGUGUGUAUUAAAGUUGUACCCAAUUUGCAGAAUUACCUACACGUGUUGACAUUGGUGAUUUCAUUUUCAUUAAUUGUUACCAAUUGCACGUUAUUUAUGCGACCCCAUUCAUUGCUAAAACUUUUGAGAUACUUCACAAAAAGCCGAUUUAAAGAAAGCAUCAAAUAUAAAUAUUUUCCUAAUAAAGGAAAGUUAAAAGGAUAUUUCUGUAUUAUUAGUUGUAUCGAUGGUCCGAUUUUUAUGAAACAAUAUGAAAAUACGAAAAAAAUAUCACUUUUAUGUAUUUCAAAAUGAAAAUUCAUUUAUUUAAACUGUACCAUUAUUUGAACAGGAUUAUGGCUGCUUUAUUUUGAACAUAAUUGAACCACAAUUAUAUUUUAAACAACAACUCUAAAAUUUUGUUGGUUGAAGAAAAUAAAUAGCAACUAACAUAAAACGAGUUGUCAUUGAAGCAGCUGAACGGAAUUUUAGAAAUGUUUAAUUUGUUUUUCCUUCCAUAUCAAAUGCAUGGAUUUAGUAAGGAUCAAAGAUAAUGCAAAUUGUUUGUUAGCACUUAUAAUGCGAUGCUGUUAAACUGUUAAAUAAGUCUAAAUAGCUGUACAAAUACUUGUUUAUUACUUUAAAAUAAAAAGCAAAUAUAGCAGUAUGCAACAUAUGGAUUUUAAAGCUGCCAAACUAACGCGAGUAUGAAAAAAAAUACUUAAUUAUAUGUUUGAUAUAAUUAUGGACUUAUAACAGUGAUUUUUUUUUCUUUUUGUAACUAUUGAAUACUUUUAUUUUACGCGGGCUGAAACAAAGUAGGGACCUAUAUAUUUAAAUUUUAUAUCUGCAGAUGCUAUUGUGAUAAGAAUCCUUUAGAACUAAUCAUCGAAAGUUACUAUUUAAUGAAGAGUGAAUUUCAGCUUAAAAUUACCACAUAAGUUAUUGUAUAAAAUAUCAAAAAAAGGCAUUAUAGUUAUACAUUAUGUAUAUGACACCCUAGUAACCCUUUAUAUUAACCGAUGAUUUUAAAUUUCUUUUAUUUUAUUAUUGAUGCGAUGCUUUAUACCUAUACAGAGUAACUUGAUAAUAAUGACAAUUCCCCAUAAAAUAUUU
Agrilus planipennis (emerald ash borer) is the source of this 8762-nucleotide messenger RNA. RefSeq names its product trehalase. The coding region runs from base 864 to 2702 and encodes 612 amino acids. The record is from RefSeq and is a predicted model, not a curated record. The transcript has 6 exons. Gene Ontology annotation, molecular function: alpha,alpha-trehalase activity. Lineage: Eukaryota; Metazoa; Arthropoda; Insecta; Coleoptera; Buprestidae. Gene Ontology annotation, biological process: trehalose catabolic process.